Messenger RNA from Fomitopsis serialis, 3849 nucleotides. RefSeq lists its product as uncharacterized. Gene Ontology annotation, biological process: barbed-end actin filament capping; actin filament severing. Bases 1 to 3849 code for a protein of 1282 amino acids. Lineage: Eukaryota; Fungi; Basidiomycota; Agaricomycetes; Polyporales; Fomitopsidaceae. The transcript is spliced from 14 exons. The record is from RefSeq and is a predicted model, not a curated record. Gene Ontology annotation, molecular function: actin filament binding; phosphatidylinositol-4,5-bisphosphate binding.
AUGGAUCGACCAUCAAGUGCUGCUCGUCGGCGGACGUUCGACCUUCCCUCCAAGCCAGAGACCGGAUUGGCAGAAUGGACAAGCAAGAUCAAAGAGCUACAACGGCAGGUCGACCAGGACGAGGAGACGGAACAUAAGCGACUUGAGGAGGAGAUCCGGGCAUCCAGGAUGGCUCGUCUGCGUAGGAGCGGUCAAAUCGGGAGCGUCGACCUAUCUAAGAGCGACCUGUCCAGUGUGGCCUCAUCGCCCGCGCCGGACAGCCCAGCGAGCCCGGCUGGAAGGCAGCAGGGUCAAGAAGACGCCUUACGGAGACUGACUGGCGAGGCACGGCCAUCCACAACGGAGCCUGUGAAAUCCGUCUCCUCCAAGGCCCCCAUGUCGCUCGCGGAAUUCAUGGGAGGUCGUGCGACUGGUCCGCGACUUACGCGGCAUGCACCCCAACAGGAUGCCCAUGACCCGACUCAGUUUGAGCAGCGUACGCUCAGGAAUAUCACCACCCCUCAUCCGGUCUUUGGCCGUGGCGGCGUCGCUAUGCCUGGCAUGACAGGCAGAAAUCGCACACCCGCGCCAUCUACGCCGGAGCCGGAGGAGCGAGCGAGGCUAGCCUCGGUGGCCAACCAUAUCACUGGACGGGACCGCAAACAGAGUACGCCCUCCGUCGUGCAGUCGAUCGUACACAAAGUCGAAGUGGAGACAGUAGCGCCGCAGAAGACCGGAGCCUCAACCGCUUCUUCUUACACGAUGCGACAGCGUACAAUCAGUACACCGACUGCACAACAACGGCGCUACAUCCCGGCCAGUGUCAAUUUCCCCUGGCCUACGUUCAGCAACACCUGGACAGGACCGUCACACACCCGCGAGGCCUAUACAAACCCCACCACCUGUAUCUUCAUCCUCCAUAUUGCGUCCUUCGAGUUCUUCUCGCAGCCCUGCCCAACUUCUCCAACCACCUCAUCCUCCCCGAAAGCAACCAUAAGCACGCCAUCCCUGGCGAGACCAAUCCAACCGUCACCGCGCGCUUCUCUCGGACCUCAGCUCCCAAUCUCCCUAAAUCCUUCGCCUGCGUUCCUUCGUGCACCUCCACCUAAAGACCCCACGCCGAGUAUCAGCCGUCUGCAAGGACGCGGCUUCGUCAAGAGCAUGGUACAAGCGACCGCUCAACUUUCAGUUGUAGCGCCUCCCACCCCACCCCUGCCAGAGAAGAAGGAUUCCGGAGGGCGAAAGUCAGCGCCUGUUCUAGACCGAUGGCAGAACACCGGAACCACGAGCUCGACGCCAUCUCCUCCGCCAAUUAUCUCUCCUCGGCCCGCUGCGAUGCGCAAGUCGUGGACGGUUGACCCGUCUUCUCCGGAUACGACGCCCCCGCGCUCGGUGAAGACGGACUACACGGGCAGGUCGCUCAGUCCGUUCCUCUGUCCCCUCCUUCCACCACUCAGACGCAGCAUCGUCUUCAGCCAGGAGCGAUGCGGGCGACGGCUCUCCGCGCGGGCGAGGCUCGGGUCGUCCACGACGAUGAUCUCGUACAUCAAGCCCAUCAAGACGGGCGACAGACCGAUGACGGCGUCGCCGCCUCCUCCAGAGGUGGUGGACGAGAUGGGCGUGCGGGUGCGUACGCGCAGCAAGAGCCAGCAUCGCUCGCGGAGCCGGCACCGCUCGAAGAGCAGAGAGGCGCCGCGCGAGGAGCGGGAGGGCGGGGGAGCAUCUGCGGGGCUUCCGCCAGCGGGCAACCACUCAGUCAUUUCCUUCGCUGACGAAGGACAGGGCGAAGAAGCCUCGGAAGGCGAGGUUUGCGCAGACCCUGUCCAGGAGACUCGUGUAGUCUCUUCUUCAGCAGCUUCUGCUGAGGUGAAGCAGACCUCGCAGCCAGAGCCGGCGCCGCUCUCUCACCUUAUCUCGACUGCACCGGCCCCGGAGGUUGUGGUCUCUCUUCCGUCGUCGGACCAUGCACCGACUUCGCAGCAGGAGCAAAAGCCUGUUUCGCCGCUGAAGAGCAGGUUCGAGGAUGACUUUGUCCCUUCAGCGUCCCCGCCGGUGGCAAACAAGCCUAGCCAGCUCAGCCAGCUAGUGAUGCCGAAGUCGCUGGUGGCUCCUACGCAAAGCAUCGCUUCCCCUGUCACGCCUAACCGUGGCUUGACCCCAUCGCCGACCUCACAGCAAGCGAAGGAGAAGCCUCCGGCGUCCUCCGGACGUCACACUCGUAUUCCGAGCACUGGAAACCGGGCACUAGUCAUGGAUGUCGCGCAGGCCCUCGCAGUGCAGACCGCCCUUGAACAGAGGCAGCCGCGAGAGGAGCAGGAGGCUGAAGUACCUCCACCGCCGGACGUCAAGAUCGUCGCGGCGAACUGGGGACCCAGGAACGGGACUGCCAGGGCCGACGCUGAUAAGCGGAAAUCUAGCUACGAGAGAUACUCGGCGAUCAUGAUGCCCCCGCUAGAGGAGGAAAAGACACCUACACCUUCGCCGGCUGGGACACUUGCUCGUUCGUCUGUCCCUGUGGUGCCAGACGUCAUCCCUGAAACAGAGCAAGAGGUCGCGCCUCCUGCAGUAGAAGGGCCUGCAGAGUCUUCAGCGUCGUUGGCAGAGGUCGUGUCAGAACCAGCAGCGCCCGCUGAAAGCAAGAUCAUCCACAUUGAAUCUGUCGACGAGCCAUUGCCUAAUAUCGAUGUCGCCGCGCUGCUCAACUCAGGCUGCAGUCCGUACUCGCCGGAUGCAGAUGUGCAGACGAUUUCGGUCGAUGUCAUGAUUAUCGUGGGGAACGUGGCGACCGCCAUUCCUCGUGACACUUACAUCUUCUACGACCACGACGUUUUGGCUAUCAUACAUCGCGCUAAAGUGCGGUCUACCGGUCUCGUCUCAACAAAGGUGUGGGGAUGGAAAGGGAAGCACGGCCGCCUCGGGGAACGAGAGGAGCAAAAGCUUCAGGGACUUGCGCGACAAUACGGGACGAAAAUGGUCAGGAUCCAGCAAUAUUGUGAACCCACGGAGCUAGUAGCGGUCCUGGGCGGGAAGCUUGCUAUUCGUCAGGGUUCGCGGUCGCACUGGUCUCCCGAGAAUACCGCCAUGCAUCUCGUUCGGUCCCUGAAUGGGGUAACCUUCAUAGACGAGGUCGACAUAGGCAUCCGGAACCUAUGCUCAGCGUUCAGCUAUUGCUUGUCCCUCCUGGGAUCGUUGUAUGUCUGGCACGGAUGCGGUUCUGCUGACGCUGAGCGCGCGGCCGCUUGUGAAUAUGCGAGGGCCCUUGCUUCGUCGGCAAGUGUCAUUGAACUCGUCGAGGGCGAGUCGGAUGCGGAUGACGAGAUGUUCUGGCUAAUCCUUGGCGAUGGCGAGUAUGCGAAGGCCGAUUAUUGGAAGUGGAAGGCAUCUUCUCCGUCUGUUCACCCACGCAUAUGGUCAGUAGAUGCAACGAAGGAAGAUGAUGCGAUCCAACCUGUCCCUGCAUUUGCGGAUCACCCAGAAUUCCACCACCUUGUUCACCUCGUGGACUGUGUCUGGGAAUUCUUCGUCGUCGUCGGCAGUGAAGCUCGUGGCAAACGAAGAGAUAUCAAACUGGCACUCGCAGUAGCUACGAAAUUGUCUGAUAUCACGGCCUCAUCGAGGCCAUUUACCCCAACGGUACAUGCAUUGAUCCUGCCUUCACAACUGCCUACCGACCUCAGGCUUCACUUCCGAGACCUUGAUGAGGCUGCUGUGAAUGCCGGACAUAUACCAGAGCAUAUGAAUCUCCUCGCUGCAGGGGAUGCAGAGGAACAUCUGAAGACAACUACAUGGGAAAGGGCUAUCACGAAAGACCCCUCUAUGAACACUAUCUCCAUCUCGCACCACUCGCUUUAUAUACCUCCGCUGGACUAA